Anolis carolinensis (green anole) is the source of this 10311-nucleotide messenger RNA. It is a transcript of the gene rcan1, whose product is annotated as regulator of calcineurin 1. Bases 214 to 969 code for a protein of 251 amino acids. The transcript is spliced from 4 exons. Gene Ontology annotation, cellular component: nucleus; cytoplasm. NCBI's taxonomy places the organism in Eukaryota, Metazoa, Chordata, Lepidosauria, Squamata, Anolidae. The record is from RefSeq and is a predicted model, not a curated record. Gene Ontology annotation, molecular function: nucleic acid binding; calcium-dependent protein serine/threonine phosphatase regulator activity. Gene Ontology annotation, biological process: calcium-mediated signaling.
AGGAGGAGCCGGACCCUUUCGAGUCGGGUCACCUGUUGAAAGCUCCGUUGAGCGGCGUGAUUGGCUCGGCCCGGGAGCCCGCGGUCUCCUUUCCCGUCUCGACGUCGAUGGGAAAGGGUUAAAAAGCCGAGGCCGUGGGGGGCGGCAAGGUUUCCGCUCUCAAUUUCUCCUCAGUUUCCUGACGGGGCCAGAGCUCCUCCCCUUCAGCCCGGCAUGGAGGGGCGCGAGAGGCGGCGCGAGAGGGAGGAGGAGGAGGAGGAAAAGGAGGAAGCAGGAGCGGUAGUAGCAACGGCGUCGGGAGGAGGAGGCCAGGAGCCGGCGGGAGAGGCCAAGGCCGCGGAGGAGCCUCUGGACUGGACCUUCGUCGACAUGGAGACGACGAUGUCUCUGCAGGACCUGCCCGCGGCCCUCAUCGCCUGCAACCUGCCGCUGGCCGUCUUCUUCCCCGACGGACCCUGCAGGGCAAGAUUUGAAUCUCUCUUUAGAACACAUGACAAAGAUGUCACCUUUCAGUAUUUUAAGAGUUUCAAAAGAAUACGGAUAAACUUCAGCAACCCUUUGUCAGCAGCAGAUGUUAAAAUUCGGUUACACAAGACAGAAUUUCUUGGAAAAGAGCUAAAACUAUUUUUUGCUCAGUCUUUGCAUAUUGGAAGACCACACUUAGCACCACCAGAUCCAGAAAAGCAAUUCCUGAUUUCCCCGCCCUCGUCUCCUCCCAUUGGCUGGACACAAUCAGAUGAUGCUACACCUGCCAUUAAUUAUGACCUUUUAUAUGCCAUCUCCAAGCUAGGACCAGGUGACCAGUAUGAACUUCAUGCUGCAACUGAAACUACCCCCAGUGUUGUGGUCCAUGUGUGUGACAGUGAUGAUGAAAUUGAGGAGCAAGAAGAGAACGAAUCAGCCAAGAAAUCAAAACCAAAAAUUAUUCAAACCAGGAGGCCAGAUUACACUCCUCCUCACCAAAGUUGAAGUACAUCAGACUUUGCUCGCUGUAAACUAGCAUGUUCCAAGGAAACAUUGUGGAAGUGACAGGUCACAAAUAUGAUGACAUUUGUGGUGGAAGCAGAAAAUCUAAUGUAAAGAUAAUUUCAGAAAAGGAAUGUCUUCAUUUAUGUGUGUGUGUUAAUGCUGCACACUGGCUCAAGACCGAUCCCUGCAUGAACUUCUUGAAUCGUUAUCUUGGAGAAUAGCCAGUCAUGGUGGCAUAGAGGUGAAAAUAUAUUCUGCUUGUGUUUAGGGAUAUUUUCAGAUUUUCCAAAUUUCUGUUACGAAGGAUGACUUCCCUGCUUUUGUCUUUGUCCUAUGAUAAAUUUAUAUUUCAUGGGAGGGGUGUAGACAGUGUGGCCGCAGCCCUAAGACACACUGCUGAUUACAUGCCAUUGGAAACAAUGAGCAAACAUGUAAAGUGUGUUUGGGGUUGUAACUUGUAUAUGCCAUAUAGUAGCUUUAAAAAUGAAGUGAGACAUUGUUAGUCAUUUUUCAUUCUAGAUUUUGAGUAUGCAUGUAGAACUUGAGAAGUAAAUUUGUUUAACUUUAGAUGUACUCAUUUUAUAUUGAGAAAAAUCUCAAAUAUUGAUUUCUCAGCUGACUUUCUGAAUUAUGUUUGUAUCAGCAUUCUUUUUUAUGGGAACAUAUUUUAGUAAAACACUACGUUUGGUGCAAUAGCCCUUUUUAAUGUAAACUGCCAAUAUGUUUAUCAAGGAAACCUAUAAAAUACUUGUGCACAUUUUAAAUGGGUGGUGAUUAAAUUAUUCUAAAUUAAAGUAUUUAUAUUAGUUCCGACCAUCUUAACUGCUUUAUUGAUCGGAAGUAUAAGAAAUCUGAAAGUAAAUGCUACCACAUGUCACAAUAUGAGAGAAUAUAAGCUAUGUUUCCUAAUCCAAAUGUAUCUGUGAGUAUGGUAAUUGUUGAUAGUGGUGCUUAGACUAGCUUGUGUGUAAACAAAUGUGAAGUGUGCUUGCAGAGGAUGGAGUGCCUUUUUACUCAUGAACAUGGAGUAAGGGAGGGGAAUUGUUGCACUAACUGAAGACUUUAAUUUUUUAAAAAGUGACAGUAAAUAUUUUAUGGAAUUGCCUUCUGCUGAAGCAUCAUCAACCAAGGUAGAAUUCCUUGUGUUUGAUGCAAAGCCACAAUGUACUUGUAUCAGUGCUUUGCUGUAAGAGCUAUGUUUUGUUUGCUGCUGCAAAAGGUGAUCAGCAGCUGGUUACAAGUAUUUUGUCACAUAUUUAAAAACAAAACAAAACAGUCUGGUAAUGUCCCACUUCCCAUAUUGCUAGGAAUUUUAUUUUAGAAGAUAUUCUUGAUUAAACUGUUUUUUAAAUAAACUCAUUUCACAAGCUUGUGAUAAAUAAGCUAAGGUGUUUUCUUUCCUUUUAAAAAAAUGAUAAAGGAUUUUGGAACAAACCUAUUUUAGUUACAAAGAGAAACGUUUAAGGAGAGGUUCACUGUCCAUCUUGGAACAGAUUUAGCCAGUGCAGCUAUAUAAAGUCAGUAGUACAUAAUGUUCUCUGUAAUUUUCCACUUUUUUCUGUGUUCCCUUUUAAAACAUGCUUGUAGGGUAUCAUUCUGUGAAUUCUGUUUAUAUUUUCCCGUAUAUUAUGUAAGCAACACAGUGUUUUCAUUGUUAUUAAAAAUCCACAAACAGUUUAAACUAGAAAGUAUUUGCAACAUCUCACACUUGCAAAUUAAAUGUCACUGAGGUCAUUGAGAAUUAAUGCACGGAUAACUAUGCUUAGUUGCAAUCCUGCAAACAAGGCUACUUCAGUCUGACAUUCUGUUGAUGUCAAGGCUUUAAGCUGCCUAACUGUGCAUAGAAUUGCAACCCACUGAACUCAAAUGGGGUUAAAUCAGCUUAAAUGUUAGUAUUUCAGCUAGACAGCUUUACAGAUUUUGCCCACACUCAACAUUCACCACUCAGUCAUUUAUGACCUCAUCACACUAGAGCAUGGAUCCACUUUAAAUCCACUUUAGGGAGGGGGCUUUAAACAGCUCAGCCAGACAGGUCCUGGGCCUCACCAAACUACAAACCCCAGAAUUCUGUAGGAAGCAGAAACCGGUUUUAAAGUGGAUUCGUUCUCUAGUGUGAUGAGGCACAUAGCUUUCACUACAGAAUAUGAGUAAGUAUAAUUCAGUACUACUAAAAAGAGAAAGAAAUACUGUUUAAUAUACUUAGGCUCCACUAUUGACAGAUUGCAAGAUGAUAUUCUGAAUGUUGGAAACCACACAUGUUUUAGCCAAGGAUUCACUAAUUCACAUAGAGCUUACCAUUUAAGAAGACAAGUGUAGUCUACUAUAUGUUUGCUCAUUCUCAAUAACUUGUUCUACAUGGAGUAAAGCUGGCUCACAGUUGAGCUGAUUUGGGGUAAUCCACCACUGCACAUAGCAGCUCUUUCUGAUAAAGAUGCAAGUGUCAGAUAGGGAGACAUUUUCUGGCUUUAGUGUUUAGAAGAAGAGCUAAUGACUAGGAUUCUAUAAAUAUCCAUUACUUACUUUAAAAGCAUGUUCAACUGCAUGCCAGUUUGUCCCUCAUUAUCUUUUAAAAAACCAAAUCCGUCUAAGCUGCUGCAUGAGUCACAUGGAUAUGCAUAGGCAUAGUUUCUUAAAUUCAAUAAGCCCCUCAUAUUUGUGAAGAAUACAUUCUUUGAGUCACAUUUGCUUGAAACUGCAGAUAUGACCAAACACUUUUGAUCCCAGCAUACCACAGAGUUACAUUCAAGGACUUAGAGGUUCCUAGAGAAUCUGCUAUGUCUUCCAACAAACACUAUGGUAACUUCUGAGGGGAAGUAUAACAUAGAGUCACCUAGAAAAUUCCUCAAGACUGGUUUUCCCCAAGCAUGGGUAAAUGAUACCACAGAUAUGGGUAGUGCCAAUAUUGAGGUCUUACAGUAGGUUGAAAUGUUGUGCAAGACACACAAAUUUGUGGAAUAUAAAUACAUUUGACCUGAGAAAACCUAAGAACUCCAGCUUACAUCAAAGGUUCAGACAACUAUGUUUUCCAUUUCAGUAAUAAGAAUUUGAAUGCCUGAAAAUUACAUGUUAAACAGAUUACAUAGUUUAUAUCCCUAUUAAUAAAGGCAAAAGAGAUUAAAAUUGGCCAUGACUUACAGAAUAUAUUACAUUUUCCAGCACCAAAAGUAAUGUGAACUUCAGGUCAUCUAAAUUUUGAAAUAAUUACCUGUACUUAUUGAUUCACAAGUAACUUGGACACUUGACUAUUUCCAUUAAUAUAAGACUUAUGGAAAAGACCAUUAUCCUUACCUAAAAUGUACUCAGAGAUAGUAUACAUAUUCACAGACGAAGAGACCGGGGGAGGGGGGGUCACACGUAAAUGCUAGCCAUGUGUGAAAUCAACUUACCCAUUUCAACUCUCCUAUGAAUGAAAUUGAAAAUCUGCUUUUGAAUAAGUGACAUGUUUGGGGGCUUUGGUCCUGGUAUCAUAAGUUCCUCAGAAAUGUGUUUUCCUGUUUGUCAGAUUUCCUACGGUUUUUUAAAAAGACGUACAAGACCUCAGUAUACAGUUUCUUCCCUUUAGAAUGAUAGGAUCUUGCUACCAUCCGAUAGCUUGUAUAAUAAAAAAAUAUGUUUGGUUUUUCUGAUGAAGUAACUGUGUUAAUCUCUUGCUGAAUAAAAAGGUAGAAAGGGGGGGGGGAGAAAAAAUGUGGCAGCACCUUUUAGACUGUGGGUUUUUUUUUUAAUUUUAGCCUGAGCUUUCAUGGUUAUAAAUCCACUUCUUCAGAUGCUGGACAGAGCUGCACAAUAUGUGAAUAAGUGGGUUGAUAUCCACGAAAGCUCAGGCUAAAACAAAAACCACUUGCCACUUCAUCACAUUCAUUAAAUAAAUACUACUGAGCCACCCACUUAAGAAACACCAACCUACUGUGUUCACAUGACUGUGUUCAUAACAUGACGUAGGGUAGAGAUAUCCUGGCGUUUAAAGGGUUGCAAAGGGUUGUCUUUUCAGAUGCUUUCUAAGACUCUGGCAAAUUAACCAGAUAUAGAUGGGCAAAAUGGCCAAUUCUGUCAUGUGAUGGUACUCAUUGUACUCAGCUUUAAAAUGACAAUAUUACACAAUUUGUGGGAGGAGUCGGAAUGCCCCUUCGAGAAGAAGCUCCCACCAUUACCUGCAAAUAUUAUUUCCCAUUUAAUUGUGUAAUCCUUAUUUUGAAAGUAGUUGUUGUGCUCCAGAAACUUCAUUUUAUGGCCACAAAUUAUGUUAAAUUGGUGGAGAGACUACAAGAUAUUCAGUCAUGGAGAAACUAGAGCAAAAUGUGCUAUAGCAGGAUGUCCCUUCUGCAAAGACAGUUUUUGCAGUUUAAUCAACUUUUCCCAUGUGUAUAUGAUAGACCCAGUUAAGAAAUUACAUUUAUAACCAAGAAGCAAAAAUCAUAGUCCAGGAGAAGGGGGUGUUUCUUUUCACAAAGAAAAAGAGGCAGGGACAGUAGGCAGGAACAACUUUCUACAAUGUGAUGGCAAAUCAACUGAGAGCUCCUGAAUAAAAUUGAUAGUUUGCUAGUGUGUAAUGGAGGUAGAAAAAUCAUCCAUUUAAUUUCAAAAUGAAGUAUGCCUGAACUGUAUGGUAAAUCUCCUCUUCCAAACUCUUGACAUGUUCAGUAGGAUGAAGUCUUUAGUCUUUAUGGUGCUGCCACAUUUUUUUUCCUUCCCAUCUCUUCCUUCCUUAUUAUGCUGCAAUAGAGAAGAAUUGCCAGAAGUACUUGUUUUGUCCUGCAGAGGGAACUCGAACGCAACCAUCCAGCUCCCCAACCACUGCAUCACUCCUUGAGAAUAUUUUAGAAAGGUUCCCUGCGCAACAUUUUGCCCUUUGAAAACUAUGUGUGAAAUUUCAUUGUAUUUAUCUCUUUAAGGUUCCAGGCCAUUUAAUCGUUUUUGGCUGUCUAGAGCAGUGGUUCUCAACCUGUGGGUCCCCAGAUGUUUUGGCCUUCAACUCCUAGAAAUCCUAACAGCUGGUAAACUGGCUGGGAUUUCUGGGAGUUAUAGGCCAAAACACCUGGGGACCCACAGGUUGAGAACCACUGGUCUAGAUGAACUGCAUUGCAAUAUCCAGUUAUGUUAAUACCUCCACUGUAGCCAUAGAAGAAUCACAGUCAUUAGACCUAAGGGUGUUUCUUCAGAACUGUAUUUUGGCAGCAACCCCAUCUCUUUCCUUAGUGUGUAUCUGUGGGUGUAUUAGAGAAGCAUCUGUUCCUAAAAAGAAACAACCAAUAAUUCCUCUAUAGUACAGCCCUUGAAUUUACCUUAUUUUCGGUACUUAUUUGUCUUUUUCAGAAUAAGGUAAAGGGAGGCUAGUCAAUCUUUUAGUGUCUUCCUAUAUGUGUACUCUGUUCCCAGCCUGGAUAAAUAAAUUCAUUCAUUCUUGCUGACUGGGGGAGGAAAGGUAGAGGUAGGGUAAUGAUUAUUGUUAAAAAUUCACUGCUUCUCUCCACUAAGACAUAAUUCCCUUAUUUGUUGGGCAAUCAUUCCAUGUUACAGCAUUUCACACUCAAAUUGAAUGGUAGGUGGAGCAGUCAUGACGAUGAAGCCCAAAGACUGGCUUACGAAAAUCCUUGCUAGAGAAAAACUAUCCUCACUACCACUCCCUGUCUAGGGAUUUAUGUUAUUUUUAUAAAUUCCCUCCCACUGGCUAUAGUAGGGUUUCCCCAGUUGCACGGGUAGCAUACCUUUCCCCCGAUUGUAUGGGAGUAUCACAGUAAUAUGAAAAGAUUAGGGAAUCCUGCAACUCCAAGCAAGCUUGCCACCAGCUUGAGCUCUUUGCACCUCUAGUACCAGAGGAGUGACACGUUUCUACAGUGGCUAAAAAGGGCAUUGCAAAGUCAGACCUUUUCCUAUUUGCUUAGGGAAGGUCUGAAACUCCUAUAGUUCCAUAGCAGCCUAAAAUGAUGAAGUUAUAGUGGCCAGAAGUGUCCAUUACUGGGAAUUGCUGAACUUCCAUCAGCUCAGCCUUGUAUGUCAUGACAGGGAGUGAAUACUAGAUGUAUGCAUUGGAAUAAAGUCAGGAAAGGGAUUUAUUACUGGUUAAAAGUUUUGGCUACUAAUUGCUGUUCUAAGGCCUGGUUAUUUAUUUAUUUAUUUAUUUGCAUUUAUAUACUGCCUUCCUCCCCUAGGGGACCCAAAUCGGUUUACAACAUGAUAUACGAACAAUGGACAUAAUUGUGAGCAAAGUGAAUUUCAUUGACUUAACUACAAGAUCCAGAAAAAAUGAUCAUGUGCCUUUUUAAAAUAAUAACGUGGCAUUUCUACUGAUAGGUUUCUUUAACACACGUGGGGAACCUUUUACCCUCCAUAUGUUUUGGAAGACAACUCUCAUAGACACUUACCAUUGGUUAUGAUGGAUAGAGGCUGAUGGAAACUUCAAUGCAAAGUACCUAGAGGGCUGAAAUGUUCCAAUUCCGAUAUUUUUUAAAAAGUGAUUGCAUUAUCUUGUGUGUGAGGUCCCUGCAAAAAUAAAACAAUGAUGUUUUCAUUAAUUUUUCUGUGGUCCUCAGAUUUCAUUGAAUACUUGAAGUUCAUUAAAAUACAGAGUACAGCUGUGAAAUGUUAAAUUAUGAAUACAAAUCCCUAUUUUCUUGUGUGUGUGUAUGACAUCAACCCGUUUAGAUGGCAGUGGGAACUUUUAUUGUAAUUUAGGAUAAGGUUUUUAGCAUGUUUACAUAGAAUUUAAGUAGGAAGUUCAUAUUUCUGCAUGCAAGAGCACUGAUGUUUCUAGCUCUUGGGUCUGUCAUGCCUUUAAAUACAAUCCCUUAAUGCUGCAUCUAGAAAAUGACAUUUGAAUGUAUGCAUGAUAUAAAAUCCAGGUUUAUCCAUAAGUUAUUAAAAUUCCAAUUCAGUAAAUUGAUUGUGCUUGCAAAACAUCUGCAAAUCGAGUUGCAGAUCAGUGUAAAAGCUCUCUUCGGACUAUGCUUAAAACUAUACAAGCCAAGGGAAAAGAAGACAAGCAGUGCUUUGUCCUGAGAUAUGAAAAUGCCCAUCUUGCUAUGGGCUUAUUCAUGAUUUAAACAAAAUGAUUGUUUCAAACAUGUGAAAUAUUCUUCAGCAGGGACCUGAUAUGCACUGAAACGAAACCUAAUAUAUAGGAUAUACGCCAUGGGGCAAGUCCCAAAUCAGUAAAGGUACUAUAGGCUGAAGCACUUACAUUUUACCUCUUAUUUUUAUCAGACUUGCUCCAAAAUAAACUGAGCUGAAAACACUUAAGUGUGUGCCUCCGUUUUGAAUAGGAUUUGUGGUUGAGACUUCGCCUGUUAUUAGAAGUGAGACUGAUUUCAAAUUAUUAUGUCCAAAAUAUUGUGUUUAGGUUAUGUCAUGUGGUAUGGGAGAAAGACCAAGGCUGUAAAUACAUCCUUAUCUGGGAGUAAAGUCAAUUGAAAACCUUACUAAUAAUAAGUCUUGAGUAUAAAGAUAAAUUCUGUCUUGAAAAACUUGAUGGUUUAAGAAGGAUGUCUCAAGGGCUUGGAGCAAUUGAUUCAAGCUGCAGAAAAAGAGAUUCCACCUAAAUAUUAGGAAGAACUUCCUGAUCAUUAGAGCUGUUUGACAGUGGAAUAUGCUGCUUCAGGUGUGGUAAAGUCUCCUUCUCUGGAAAUUUUUAAGCAGAGGCUGGAUGACCAUCUGUCAGGAGUUCUUUGAUUAUGUGUCCCUGUAUGACGGAGGAUUGGACUGGAUGGUCCUUGUGGUGUCUGCCAGCUUUAUGAUUUUAUUAUUCUAAUAGUUUUACUGCUUUGCUUUCCCAUUUAAAAGAUCUCAAUGCUGGGAAAGAUCUUUGCCUGAGACCUCUGUUAAUCCAUACUGGAUUUAGAUGGAUUUCUGGUCUGAUUAAUUGCAAUGCAACUUUAUACAUUCAUGAAUAAUCAUACUUUAUUCCAUGGAAAGGGGCAAGGAGGUGAAUAUUAUUAUUAUUAUUAUUAUUAUUAUUAUUAUUAUUAUUAUUAUUAAUAAUAAUAAUGAUAAUAAUAUAAAACUUUAUUUGUGUUCUGCUCUAUCUCCCCAAGGGUACUCAGGGCGGAUUCCAACAUACAAUGGCAAACAUUCAGUGCCUGUAUCAAACACACUGACGUAAAAUCCCAGGAAAACUCCACAAAUGAAAACAGCAAUUAAAACCUAACAUCAAAUUAAAGCUAAAGCUUGGCACGUGGUUGGACUGGAUGGCCGAUGAGGUCUCUUCCAACUCUAUGAUUCUAUGAAUGCAUCACUUACUGUAUGGUAGCAUGUGAAUAGCAAGCAUGCCUUUUGAUUAAAUUCAUAAUUGUGUGUAUUCGAGCAUAUGUGCUUUUACUGUCCCUAUUCUAGAGGAAAUGAAAUUCAUGUUUAAGCUCUGCAUUUCCUAACCCCAGCAAAGCACUACCGGAUGACUACUGAGAGCAUUACACUGUGAAAAUAUUCUGUCAUUAAAGUUGAGGGAACAGUUUUACAGCCUAUAAGACAGGAUAGUGAAUGUGUAUUGUGUUUUUCUUCCUGUGGCUUCUCCCUUCUUUUGAGUGAGAAGAAGAACUAUACAAUUCAAAUCUCAUACAGAAUCACUUACACAUUGAUUUCAAAUGAAGGUGAAUCCAGAAAGGGUACAUGCGUCUGCUUAUUACAUGACAUGAAACACCUCCACACAGGCAAUCAGAGAUACGAGGUGCUAGUGAAAAAAUACUACUUGAAUUAUUGACCCAAAAGUUCACACACUUUUGACCAUUUGUACUUGCUGGACGGAUAGAGAAACCCCACAUGAUCUAAUCAUUUUCUGAACCUACAGCUGAUUGAAAAAUAAUUCAACUUGGCAGCAUUCAACCCUGUGUAUGGUGCAAGACAUAUUCUUGAGACCAACAAGUGUGAAAGGAGUAGAUCUGAAAACACUAAGAGUGUAUUCCAGUUUUGAAUGAGAAUUGUCACAGACUUGCCCUGAUAGAGACACAAUCUGUCUCAACAGACAUUGAACAGAACUGAACCACACACAAUCUAUUUCACUGGAGAUAAAGUGCUGUUGAAUGUAUUUUUGUACAUAAAAUGUGUGACUAGUCUAGCCAUAAGACCCUUGUGCAUAGAAGUAAUUUGAUAGGGUUGGUGAUUUAAAAGCAAAAAAUGCUGGGUGGGGUGGUAGGAGUGGGGGGGGGGGGAGUGUUGCAACUCUUGGUUUAUUUUAUAAUUGGAAGAAAAAUCUUGUUUGAAAUAAUGUAUGUUUUAGUACUUGUUUCAUUUCAAUAUUGCAGAAAUUGUAUUGUUUCUCAGGUGUAACACUGUGGAACAUUCCAUUUGAAAAGAAACAAAAAAAACCCAGAAGACAAAUCUUUACUUUUGCUAAUAAAAUAUUCCUGAAUUGAA